Maylandia zebra (zebra mbuna) is the source of this 4406-nucleotide messenger RNA. It is a transcript of the gene wdr26a, whose product is annotated as WD repeat domain 26a. Gene Ontology annotation, cellular component: GID complex. Lineage: Eukaryota; Metazoa; Chordata; Actinopteri; Cichliformes; Cichlidae. The record is from RefSeq and is a predicted model, not a curated record. Gene Ontology annotation, biological process: proteasome-mediated ubiquitin-dependent protein catabolic process. Gene Ontology annotation, molecular function: protein binding.
GGCCAUAUCAGGGCUGCAGCUGUCCGAGAGCAACAAUAACAAGCGCUACUCCGCAGCCUGAGCGCAGCUUUAACGGCGCUGACAGCACCGAAUACCGUCGAAAUGCUCAAAAUGCAGCUUUCGAAUUAACUCUGCCGUUUGUUUCUUUGUCCUCCGAGCUGAACUCCGGCUGUCGUUCACGCUGACGCCGCCGAACACAGACUCGGGCGCAGGGGGAGCUUUGCAAUUUGCGGCUGCAUCUGGGUCAGUGGGCCCGACGUUAACCGCACCAGAGGUUUGCUUAUCCCCGUGGACCUGUCAGCUGUUCGUACACGCACCAUAUCGCCGUUAUAAACCGUGGCAACAUGGAGGCUAACGGUGGAGGACAGGACCGGGAUUCCGAGCUCUCCUGUCGAAACGGUACUCAGAAUGGCGAGUCGUCCUCCACCGUGGCCGCUCACUCCAACGGACUUAUCUCGGUAACCAACAAUGGCAACGCUGUCAGCAACAACAACGGAGUGGCAGCCCAGCCCGCCUCCAACAACAACAGCAGCAGCGCGGCGGAUGGCGGGUCGGGUGUCAAGAAGAAGAAGCGCCUGUCUCAGUCCGAGGAGGAUGUCAUCAGGCUCAUAGGACAACAUCUGAACGAUUUAGGUCUCAACCAGACGGUGGACCUCCUGAUGCAGGAGUCUGGCUGCAGACUGGAACACCCCUCUGCCACCAAGUUUCGCAAUCACGUCAUUGAAGGAGAGUGGGACAAGGCUGAGAGUGACCUGAAUGAGCUGAAGGCACUGAUGCAUUCUCCUAGUGCUAUAGUGCGGAUGAAGUUCCUACUCCUGCAGCAGAAAUAUCUGGAAUAUCUGGAGGACGGGAAGGUGCUGGAGGCCCUGCAGGUCCUCAGAGCCGAACUCACCCCUCUCAAAUAUAACACGGAGCGCAUCCACAUCCUGAGCGGGUACCUGAUGUGCAGUCAUGCAGAGGACCUGCGAGCCAAAGCUGAGUGGGAGGGCAAAGGCACAGCAUCGCGCACCAAACUGCUGGACAAACUCCAAACUUACCUGCCUCCGUCAGUGAUGCUGCCUCCCCGUCGUCUGCAGACUCUCUUGAAGCAGGCUGUGGAGCUCCAGAGGGAGCGCUGCCUCUACCACAACACCAAACUGGACAGUGGUCUGGACUCUGUGUCUCUGCUGCUGGACCACUCCUGCAGCCGGAAACAGUUCCCCUGCUACACACAGCAGAUUCUCACAGAACACUGCAAUGAAGUCUGGUUCUGCAAGUUCUCCAACGAUGGCACAAAACUGGCAACUGGCUCCAAAGACACCACAGUCAUUGUGUGGCAAGUCGACAUGGACAUCCAGCAGCUGAAGUUGAUGAAGACUCUUGAAGGUCAUGCUUAUGGUGUUUCCUACCUGGCAUGGAGCCCUGAUGAUGCUUAUCUGAUAGCCUGCGGCCCUGACGACUGCUCCGAGCUGUGGCUGUGGAAUGUGCAGACGGGGGAGUUGCGAACAAAGAUGAGUCAGUCCCACGAGGAUAGCCUAACCAGCGUGGCCUGGAACCCAGAUGGCAAACGCUUUGUCACCGGCGGCCAGAGGGGCCAGUUCUACCAGUGUGACUUGGAUGGAAACCUCCUGGACUCCUGGGAGGGAGUUCGGGUGCAGUGCCUGUGGUGUCUCAGUGACGGCCGCACAGUCCUCGCAUCUGACACCCACCAACGCAUCCGAGGAUACAAUUUUGAGGACCUGACAGACAGAAACAUAGUGCAGGAGGACCAUCCCAUUAUGUCUUUCACUGUUUCCAAAAAUGGAAGGUUAGCUCUGCUCAAUGUUGCUACUCAGGGAGUGCACCUUUGGGACCUGCAGGACCGGGUGCUGGUGAGGAAGUACCAAGGUGUCACCCAGGGUUUUUACACCAUCCAUUCCUGCUUCGGGGGGCACAAUGAAGACUUCAUUGCCAGUGGUAGUGAAGACCACAAAGUUUACAUCUGGCACCGGCGCAGUGAGCUGCCCAUCGCAGAGCUGACCGGUCACACACGCACAGUCAACUGUGUGAGCUGGAACCCCGUGGUGCCCGGUCUGCUGGCCAGCGCCUCAGACGAUGGAACCAUCCGAAUCUGGGGACCUGCGCCCUUCCUGGAUGUCCAGGAUGCAGAGGGACUGAAUGAGUGUUGCAGCAUGGACAGCUGAUGAUCUGCCGCUAACACCCUGAAAGCAUUGAGACUCUGUAGACACUUGAAUGCAUAAAGUGGGGACGUUUUUUAAUUGGACAGCUGCAUCUUGAAGGCGUGGCCUGUAGUGGGGCGCGCCUGGACGUCACAACACGAGCUGUCGAACUCGAGGCCGGGCUCCAGGACAUCUGACCCACCUUCUCCUCCAAUGUGGACCCGUUCCCUAGAACCACACAGGACCACCAGCCUCCUGCUUUAUUAUAAAGUCCAUUAUUUAUUCCUGAGUAGUUCACUGAGUAGUGCUAGGCGCCCGGUGGAGGCUUCGUCUCUGAGCUUCUCACAUGAAGAAACUCUGACCCGUCGCUGAACCUUUUCUGAGACUCUAGCUGGAGCGAUGGUUGGUGGAAGUGAGACCCACUCGAAGAGAAUCUUUUAACUGCUAUAGUCUGUUUUUGGUUUUGUUCCUUACUUUUAAAUGUGGAGUUUCAUGGCUUGGCUCCGUUGUGCUUUCCUGCUUAAACCCAGAGACAGAAUCGUGUCCCAGGAGCAUGUUGCAUAGGAAUCUGCAUAACUCGUGUUUUACACUCGCAGUGUUCAAGUGUGUCAAGUGCUUUGCUGUUUGUGAGGGCGUACAGCAGCUGAUGUGUACAGCUGUGUCAUCAUACGUGGAUUAUGGGAUGUUGUUUCCUCUGUUCAAGUGUGGAGUUUCCUUUAAUUCAUGUUUUCACUCUUUGCUCUUUGAUUGUGUUUCAGCCUGUUUCCUUCCUCUGUACAAACAACAGUCAUGUUGUGUGUCUGUGUGUGUCUGCUAUCUGUUUCAUCGUUUGUCAUCUUUAUCGAUGCUGUUGGUUCUGAGUGGAGGUGUAGCAUAGAGACAGUCUGAUUUCUGACAGAUGUGUUUACAUGAGGCUGUCAGUGAACCUCUCCGUGAACAGUGUGUCAAUAAUAAUAACACAAUCGUCUAACAAACCCAGGCUGACUAAACUAAAACUGCUGGCACGUCGUUUUUGAACACACUGAUUGCCGUGACCACCCGCAGGCUCGUUUCCUUGAACUGUUAGUGAGAUCUGGGUUGUGCAUCUCAGUUUGUUUUGGUCCAUUGAGAGAAUGUUUGUAGUAGAAAACAACUUUCCUGACUUCCUUCAUUUACGAGUGGCUGUAGGUCAGGAGGUAGAGCCGGCUCGAUGGUUCGAACCCUGGCUCCCCCAGUCUGCAAGCCAAACAUCCUUGGGCGGGAUACUAAACCCAGACUUCUCUCCUCUGAUGCAUUUAGAUAGAAAGCACUUGAAGUAUGGUGAAUGUGUAUAAAGCACUAUAUAAGAGUCAGUCCAUUUAUCAUGGUGGACUGAUGACUCAGAGGGUUUUUGAAGUUUGUAGCUGUGCACAUCUACGUAAAGGCUCCUGUGACAAUGACGUCGGUUUGAUUCGAAGCAGCUCGAGGGUCACCUCCUCCCUCCAGUGUUUGUGGGAUUACUCAGUGCGACCAGUAAAGACAGACACAUAAAAACAGAACAUCUCUUUGUUAUUAAUUCAGUUCAUCGUCUACUCUGGAAUCUCACGCGAAGCCGCUGCAUCUCUGCAGCUUAAAGGAAUCUUUAUUACUCCAAAAAGAUUUGGGAUCCACGUCAUUUUGUAAAUUACAUUUUCUUAAGAUAAAAAAGAAAACAUUAUCCUUAAUGUUCGACACAUCAGUAGGAAGCGAACAAAAUGACAGAGCGUGUGACUUAAUCUGAGUUUCCAAAUGUUUCCUGUCUUGGGUCAAAGAGCCGUCUUCCUCCAUGUGUGGUACACAGUUGUGUUAUUCUGAUAUUUGUGUUUCGGGGUUUCGGUGCUUCUGGCUGAAAUGAACAAACAACUGAAAUUUGAAUAAUGCAGAUCAGUUUUUAUCCAAACAGCUUUUAUACUCUCUGUAAGUCUAUUCAGAUUCUUUCCAGUUGUGAGCAACAGCUGGAAGACGGUGGGAACCCUGUUGUCUGUAUCCAUCAGCAGCUUCGCUCCUCCAUCGCACACACAGACACACACAGUGCACAACAGCAUCUCUCCCACAGCCCACACGUGGUGUUUGAGUUUCUGCUUCUGUGAUCAUUUCAGGCUUCUCUUCUUCAGUCAAGAAGCCAAAGUAGUAACUGUGUUUGCUUGCAGGCAGUUUUUGCCUGGAAUUCAGUUUUAAUGUGUUAUUGCAAAAAGUGAUUGUACUAUUCAGUCUAGUUCUAGAAUUAUGUGUCCAGAUUUUAAAUAAAGCAUUCGGGGUUUUAAAAAAAGG